GGAGGAGAAGGUGGUGGUGGAGGAGGAUGACCAGAAGGAAGAGAUGGUGGAGGAGGAUGAGAAGGUGGAGGAGAUGCAGCCGGAGCAGACGUCUCCUCCAGAGGAUCUGAUGGAGACCUCAGGUCUUUCAGACUUUGUGGAGCGUCAUCUGUUUGGUGACGACUUGUCUCUCACCCGCUCUGGCAUACACGAGGACAGCUGGACCUCCAUCAACAGUGACCCUGCGUCCGGUGAGGGAGAGGAACCGGUGCCUGAGCCUCCCCGGGCCCUGACCACCCAGACGUCCGUCUCCUCGGGCCCCACAGGGACAGACUCCCAGUCUGUGGUCAGUCUGAAUGACAGCGAGUACCUCUCCAGCCCUUCCUCUGAGGAGGAGGAGGAAGAGGAGGAUGAGGAGGAGGGGUCAGACGCUCCGGAAGAAGAAGAAGAGGAGGAGGAGGAUUCUGGCAGUGAGGUGGAAAUCAUUGAGGAGGUGGCGGGAAACUGGGGUCCAAACUCCAGGCUCUUCGCAGAACGACCCGCUCCUCGUUACCCUCCUGACAUAUCAGAGCAGGACGCCGCUGUGCUCUCAUUGGUCACAUCCGAGGCAGGCCUAAAACAACAGGAGGAGGAGGUGUUCAUCGUGAGGCUGGGCACAGGAGGAGCUGAGGAGGAGAGGGUGCCUUCCUGCUACACCCAGCUGAAGUCCUCCUCCACCCUCCUGGUGCCCUUGGAGCUGGUGGAGGAUCCGGGGCAGGCCCUGAUCCACCAGGCCCAGACGGUGCUCACUACCCUGGUGCACGGGGUCGAGCCAGAGGGCCCCACCUCCGGAGCUCAGGGCUUCUCCCUGAUGCUUGAGGAGGAUGAGGAUGUGGACCCGGAUGCAGACACGCUACCUCUGGAGACCGGUGUGGAGCCCAGCCACGCGGCAGACGCUCUGGCCCAGCCUGAAGUCCUUUUCCUGGGCACGGAGGAGCUGCAGAGGCCCCUGGAGGGUCAAGAGACAGACAUGGUCACCCUGGAGAGGAUGGAAGAUGUCUGUGAAGAAGCAGAGGCAGUGGUGGAGACUGAGGCAGUAAAAGAGGCAGGGAGAGAGGGAGAAGCAGAGGGAGUGGGAGAGGCAGAGGUAGAGAUGGAGGCAGGGAGAGAGGGAGAGGUAGAUGAAGAGACAGAGCCCCCACCUCCCCUUCCUGCAGCUCCCCAGGAGGAGAAGCCCAUGCAGGAGGAAAUGACCUCAUAUGGAGAGAUGAACUCCACUGAAGCUGAGUUCCAGUCAGACCUCCUGUCCUCCGGCCCAGCAGAGACCAGCCCCAAUCCCAGCCUCGGUCCCAGCCAGGUCAAGCAGGAUCCAGAACUGGUCCAGACAGCCGUUGAUGGCGAGGUGGAGAGCGGCGAGGUGGAGAGCGGCGAGGUGGAGAGCGGCGAGGUGCAGGCGGAGACUGUGGUGGACUCCCUCCCAGCCACCCUGGCUCCCUCCACCCCUCCACGCAAAACCAGGGCCUCCGUGACGAGCAGAAACACCCCCCUUGCCCCCCCUAGCACACGCAGGAGGGGCCGCCCCCCUGCUACACCCCACCCCCCCGCCUUGACCCUCCCACCUGCCCCUCCUGGGGCGGAGGUCGAUCUCUGCACCCCCACCCCAGCUAAACGCCGAAGGAGAGUAGCGCCUCCAGGGACGGCUGAGACUCCUCCCCCCUCUGAGGCUCCGCCCCCCGCUGAGGCUCCUCCCUCCUCUCGUACCAGACGAGCCACACGGGAUCAGGGCGAGGCAGGAGGCGAGGUUGAUGGCAAGAGGGUUCCCAGGGGCAGCAGGAAGAGACUCACCAACCCCACCCCGCCCCUCCCCAAAGCCCUCCGGACAGCAGAGGACGGCCUGCCCCUCCGCAUGAACCUCCGCUACAAACGCAUCCUGGACUCCAUCCUGCCCAAGCCAGUCACACGCAGGAGGAAGCUAUGA
Messenger RNA from Hypomesus transpacificus, 1936 nucleotides. Its product is annotated as actin cytoskeleton-regulatory complex protein pan1-like. The transcript has 9 exons. The record is from RefSeq and is a predicted model, not a curated record. Bases 44 to 1936 code for a protein of 630 amino acids. NCBI's taxonomy places the organism in Eukaryota, Metazoa, Chordata, Actinopteri, Osmeriformes, Osmeridae.